GAGAGAGAGAGAGAGAGAGAGAGAGAGAGUAUGUGCGUGUGCGUUUAAACGGCAGGGCAGCAGCACCAGAAGUAUCAGCUGUUGUCCCAGUCCUCGUCUGCUACUCCUCUCUGCUCUCUCUCUCUCUCGCUCUCUCUCUCUCACUCCUCCUUCGGCUGGGAGCUGUUCUGAGGCGCUUGUGUCUGGGCUGGGCUGGAGGUGGCCAGGGUUGGGCCGACUGUCUCCUCAUGCUGCGGGUGUUUAUCCUUUGUGCCCAGAAUGUGCUGACGCACGAUGAGGACGUCUCAGAUGCCUACUGCCGCGUCACGUAUGAAGGGUGUAAGAAGAAAACCAAAGUCAUCAAAAACAAUGUCAACCCUGUAUGGAAUGAGGGUUUUGAAUGGGAUCUUAAAGGAGUGCCUUUAGACUCCGCAGCUGAGCUGCACGUGGUCGUGAAGGACCAUGAGAAAGUGGGAAGAAACAGGUUUCUGGGGGAAUGUCGGGUGUCUUUAAGAGAUGUGCUUAACUCCCCAAACCUUGCAGCUACCUUCACCGUGUCCUUGGUGGAUGUCAAGAGGAACAAUACCGGGGCCACAGUGACUCUGCAGGUGUCCUACAUCCCUCCACCAGGGACCACCCCCAUCUUCACACACACACCUCAGCCCGAGACCCAGCACAACCCUCCUGAACUGGACACCGUCACAGUGUUCUCACUGGACACAGUGGGUGACGGAGACACAGAGAGCAUGCUCACCUUGGAGGCUGCAGAGGAGCCCGAGCCAGUCCCAGGACCCCAGAGUCAGGACCCCGGGGCCCCUACGGCCCCGCCCAAGAGAGCCCCGCCGGCCUUCCAGCAGGGCCUGAAGAAAAAGAAGCACAGCAAUAAGGCGCUGCUCCCCAACAAGCCCCAGGACCUUCAGGUACGCGUGAGAGUCAUCGAGGGAAGACAGCUGCCUGGUGUUAACAUCAAACCUGUUGUCAAGGUGACCGUGGGCGGCCAGACUAAGAGAACACGUAUCAGGAAGGGCAACAAUCCGUUUUUUGAUGAGACCUUCUUUCUGAACUUCUUUGAGACUCCCAUGGACCUCUUUGAUGAGCCCAUAUUCAUAACAGUGUUUGACUCCAAAUCUCUACGCACAGACUCUGUGAUUGGAGAAUUUAAGAUGGACGUGGGCACAGUGUACGGUGAACACCGACAUGCUAUUCUCAGGAAGUGGUUGUUGCUGGCAGAUCCUGAUGACCUCUCUGCUGGAGCCAGAGGUUAUCUGAAGGUCAGCCUGAAUGUCCUGGCGGCCGGCGAUGAGCCUCCGGUGGAUAAGGAGGGCAUUCAGGAGAAGGAGGAUAUUGAGGCAAACCUGCUGAGACCAGCGGGACUUACGCUCAGAGGAGCCACCUUCACUCUCAAAGCCUACAGAGCAGAGGACCUACCCCAGAUGGAUGACGCUUUUAUGGAUGGCAUGAAGCAUUUCCUGGGCUUUGACUCUAAUAGAAAGAACCUGGUGGAUCCACUAGUGGAACUCAACUUUGCUGGCAAAACGAUGUGCAGUAAGAUACUGGAGAAGAAUGCUAACCCGCAAUGGAACCAAAGCCUGACAGUCCCUGUGCGGUUCCCGUCAAUGUGUGAGAAGAUGAGGAUACGCAUUUUGGAUUGGGAUCGAGCCAGCCACAACGAUGUCAUUGGCACCACACACCUGUGCAUGUCGAAGAUAUCUGCGCCCGGAGGUCAAAUGGAAGACGAGUUGCCUCCCAGGGAUCUCCAAAGCGCCAUUGACGACAGCCUGGGUUUUUUGCCAACAUUCGGCCCAUGUUAUGUGAACAUGUACGGAAGUCCUCGAGAGUUCAACACAUUCUCUGACCCACACGAAGCCCUCAACCUCGGCAAGGGCGAGGGCGUAGCGUACCGCGGCCGUGUGCUGUUGGAGCUAACCACUAAGCUGUGCGACCGGGUGGAGCAGAAGGUGGAAGACAUCCACCCUGAUGACCUGCUGCAGGUAGAGAAGUUCAUGAGGAAGAGGAAGUACUCUCUGUUUGCUGCCUUCUACUCAGCCACCCUCCUCCAGGGCGUGGACGAUGCCAUUCAGUUUGAGGUCAGCAUCGGUAACUACGGCAACAAGUUCGACUCCAGCUGCUUGCCCCUGCCCUCCACUACACAGUACAGCCGUGCUGUGUUUGAUGGUUGUCACUACUACCACCUGCCCUGGGGGAAUGUGAAGCCCGUGGUCGUGCUCUCGUCUGAGUGGGAGAACAUCGGUCCACGUAUAGAGGCCCUGAACAUGUUGCUCAGCAUCGUGGACCGCCUGGAGUCCAACCUGAAGCUGGUGCAGCUGGAGCUCCAAGCGGGUGGCGACCAGGAUGAACUGGAGCAGAGGGUCCUGCGGCUGCUCGAUGACAUCAUCGCCGACUGCAGUGAGGAGCUCCCACAGCUGGAAGGCUGGGCGUGUGCGACACCGCUGGACCGAGCCAUGCGGCGGGGGCGUGAGGUGAACAUGAGGCAGAUCGUGCAGGCUGCCCUGGCGCUCAAGCAUGGACAGGAAACGGAGCUCAGCUUUGUGCUGGAGCAGGCCGAAGACUGGGCCCUGAGACUGCGCUCGCUCGCGGAGGAGCCCCAGAACAGUCUGCCAGACAUAGUGAUCUGGAUGCUCCAGGGAGACAGGAGAGUGGCCUAUCACAGGAUCCCUGCUCAUGAGGUGCUCUUCUCCCAGGGUUACUGUGGCAAGCACUGUGGCCAGCUCCAGAUGCUCUUCAUGAAGUACCCUCAGAGCGGUAGCGACGAUUCGAAGAUCCCAGCACAGAUCAGGGUGAAGGUGUGGUUCGGUCUGGCUGCCGACGUCAGGCACUUCAGCCAGUUUUCCGAGGGCAAGCUGUCUGUGUACGCAGAGACGUAUGAGAACCAGACCAAACUGGCCUUGGUGGGAAGCUGGGGCACGGCGGGCCUCACCUACCCCAAGUUCAGUGACGUCACCGGCAGGGUGAAGCUGCCCAAGGAGAGCUUCAGGCCCUCUCCAGGCUGGACCUGGGCUGGAGACUGGUACAUCAGCCCAGAGAAAACCUUGCUGUGUGACGUGGACGCAGGCCAUAUGAGCUUCAUGGAAGAAGUGUUUGAGAACCAGAUGCGGUUACCAGGGGGACAGUGGAUCGGCAUGCCAGAAGGCUACACGGACGUGAAUGGAGAGAGAGCCGUGCCCAAGGACGACAUCGAGUGCCCUCCAGGCUGGGUGUGGGAAGACGCGGAAUGGAGCGAAGACUUAAAACGAGCAGUGGACGAUCAGGGCUGGGAGUACGGCAUCACCAUCCCCCCGGACCGGCGGCCCAAGUCCUGGGUGCCAGCUGAGAAAAUGUACCACACCAACCGCCGGCGCCGCUGGGUCCGACUACGACGCAGAGACCUGCAGAAAAUGGAGGCCCUCAGAAAGCGUCCGGACGAGUGGGAGCGGGAGGGUUGGGAGUACGCCUCUCUGUUUGGCUGGAAGUUCCGCCUCCAGCAGAAGAAGUCGGACACGUACCGCCGCCGCCGGUGGCGCUGUCGCAUGGAGCCCCUGGAGAAGAGUGGCCCCGCCGCCAUCUUCGCCCUGGAGUGCUCGCUGAGCAGUGUGACUGAUGACAAAAAUGAUGACAAGUCCGUUACAACGACCUUUGGUGUCAAUCGGCCCACCAUCUCUUGCUUCUUCGAGAGUGGCAUUCGCUACCAUUUGCGCUGCUUCAUGUAUCAGGCUAGAGACCUGCUGGCCAUGGAUAAAGACAGCUUCUCAGAUCCCUAUGCCAUUGUCUCGUUCCUGCACCAGAGCCAGAAGACAGUAACUGUAAGGAACACCCUCAACCCUACCUGGGAUCAGACCCUUAUCUUCUUUGAAGUGGAGAUAUUUGGAGAUCCCACAGUGACUGAAAAGAGCCCUCCAAACGUUGUGGUGGAGCUGUAUGAUCAGGACACUUAUGGGGCAGAUGAGUUUAUGGGGCGCUGCAUCUGCCAGCCCUCGAUGGUCUCUUCUCCCCGUCUAGCCUGGCACCCUAUCCUAAAAGGUGGCAAAACAGCUGGAGAGUUGCUUGCUGCCUUUGAGCUGUUACGCAGAGACAAGCCUGCUAUUCAUCACAUCCCUGGUCAAGAGGGGGAUAUUCCCCUACAUUCCCACAUCAUGGAUGAGCUUGUUUUUCCAGUGGUCCUCUUUGAGAGUCUACAUGAGCAAUGGCCAGAGGACUUGCCCCGCCCUCCUCCUCAGAGAGAGCCUAACGUGUACAUGGUGCCACAGGGCAUUAAACCUGCCUUACAACGCACUGCUAUUGAGAUCCUGGCGUGGGGCGUGCGCAACCUUAAGAGCUUCCAACUGGCCAGUGUGACAUCACCCAGCCUGCAGGUGGAGUGCGGGGGCAGCAUGGUGCAGUCCUGCGUCAUCCGCAACGCCAAGAAGAACCCCAACUUCGAGGUCAACACGCUCUUCAUCGACGUGUGGCUGCCCAAGGAGGAGCUGUACGCACCUCCGCUGAUGAUCAAGGUGAUUGAUAAUCGACAGUUUGGCAGGAAGCCAGUGGUGGGCCAGUGCACCAUCCACUCACUGGAGGAGUUCCGGUGCAUUCCGGAGAGCCAGCAAGGAGAGUCCCUGGAUGAACAGCCCGAAGAGAUUGCUGUCACGCCGAGAGAUGAUGUCCUGAUCGACAUCGAUGACAAGGAGCCUCUCAUUCCUGGACAGCUGACAGAUGGCACCAGUUCUGCUAUUAUUAACAUCUCACCUUCGUGCUCAAGCCUCCAUAUGAGACAGUGGGAGGACGACUUCAUGGACUGGUGGAGCAAGUUCUACGCCUCCACAGGUGAGAGGCGGAUGUGUGGGAGCUACCUGGAGAAAGGUCUGGACACCCUGGAGGUGUACGACAGAGAGCUGGAGAGGGUUGAAGGCUUUGAGCAGCUGUCCGACUUCUGCCAGACGUUCCGGCUCUACCGCGGACGAGCGCAGGACGAGGGCGACGACCCUUCCGUCGUCGGGGAGUUCAAGGGCAUGUUCAGGAUCUACCCGUUACCCAGCGAGCCCUCGGGGCCUCUUCCCCCUCGCCAGUUCUGCCAGCUCCCCUCUAACGGCACAGAGGAGUGCCUGGUUCGCCUCUACGUCGUCCAGGCUCACGGGCUACAGCCCAAAGACGCCAAUGGCAAGUGUGACCCCUAUGUCAAGAUCACGCUAGGAAAGAAAUCCAUAAGUGACCAUGACAACUACAUACCCUGCACCUUAAAUCCCGUUUUUGGAAAAAUGUUCGAGCUGACGUGUUGCCUUCCCCUGGAGAAGGACCUGAAGAUCGCCCUGUACGAUUACGACAUGCUCUCCAAGGAUGAGAAGAUCGGCGAGACCGUCAUCGACCUGGAGAACCGCUUCCUGUCACGUUACGGUGCACGAUGUGGCCUGCCCAAGUCCUACUGUGUGUCUGGCGUGAACCAGUGGAGAGACCAGCUGAAACCCAGCCAGCUGCUCCAGCGUGUGUGUCGCAGCAGAAACUACAAGCUGCCGGUGUACAGGCAGGACAGAGUGCACUUCAGGGGCUGCACGUACACUGCUGCAGACCUGGAUGAGACGGGGCCGGCCAACCCUCACUUCGGGCCCCUGGAGGAGAGGCUGGCCCUGCUGAUGCUGAGGGCCCAAGGCUUGGUUCCUGAACACGUGGAGAGUCGCCCUCUUUACAGCCCAUUGCAGCCUGACAUAGAACAGGGGCGCCUGCAGUUGUGGGUGGACCUUUUCCCCAAGUCUCUGGGCCCCCCAGGAGCCCCUUUCAACAUCACCCCACGCAAAGCGAAGAAGUUUUUCCUGCGCUGUAUCAUAUGGAACACCAGCGAUGUUAUCCUGGAUGAUGUCAGUGUCACCGGAGAGAGGAUGAGCGACAUUUACGUGAAAGGCUGGAUGCAGGGCCAUGAGGGCAAUAAGCAAAAGACAGACGUGCACUAUCGCUCUCUGGGCGGCGAGGGCAACUUCAACUGGAGGUUCCUCUUCCCCUUCUACUACUUGCCUGCCGAGCAGCUCUGCACCAUUGAUAAAAAGGAGCACUUCUGGAGUUUGGACAAGGCUGAGACCAAGCUUCCUCCCAAACUCAUUCUUCAGGUUUGGGACAAUGACAAGUUCUCCUUCGACGAUUACCUCGGUUGUUUGGAGAUGGAUCUGAACCACAUGCAGAGACCUGCCAAGUCCGCCGAGAAAUGCAGUCUGGAGCUGCUGUCCCAGCCCUCGGACAAGCUGGUGUCUCUGUUCGAGCAGAAGACCGUCAAAGGCUGGUGGCCCUGCGUGUGCGACAGCCAGGGGGAGAAGGUCAUAGCUGGAAAGGUAGAGAUGACACUGGAGAUAGUUUCGGAGCAGGAGCAGGAUGAGCGGCCGGCGGGCCUGGGAAGAGACGAGCCCAACAUGAACCCCCGCCUGGAGGAGCCACAGAGACCCGAGACCUCCUUCCUGUGGUUCUCCUCCCCGUACAAGACUCUGAAGUUCAUCGUGUGGAGGAGGUUUAAGUGGGUCAUCCUGGGCCUGGUCCUCCUCUUCUUCAUCCUGCUCUUCCUCGGGGUCUUCCUCUACGCCUUUCCUAACUACGCUGCUAUGAAGAUGGUGGGACCCUUCAGCCAAACGGGGAGAGGGACCCAGUGAGCAGGGGCCCGGCGAGAAGGAGGGGGCCCACCGCCCACCAGCACUGUACAAUAGCCCGGCGUGCCCCCCUGUUCCGGCCCUCCGUCGACUCACCCGAGCCCGGCGGAAAGAGCAGUGAGGCGCGAGAGCAGAUGUGGCAGCGAUGCUUGCCCGUGCGUGUCGUUGCGCGGACAGGGCACGCGAGCACGCAAAGCCUCCUUCGCGACCCUCCGCUGACCUCUCCGCUCCCCUGGACUCCCCCGCACACUUUUCUCUCCCUCUGGUGCACGCUUGUCUCUUUUCUGCUCGCUCGCGUCGUGUGAAGCACGGGCUCAUUCACAGCCAAUCACAGCUUCCCCCUCCGCCCUCACACUGAGAGGAGCGGAAGCCCGGUUCCUCCUGCACCCUCCUAUCUCGUCCCUCUUUUGCACGGAAAUCCCUCGCUAAUAGCAGCUGCCGUAGGCUAGUGAUAUGUGUGUGCGUGUCUCUGUGUGUGUGUGUGUGUGUGUGUGUGUGUGUGUGCAUAUGACAAUUAUUUGAAGACAAAAAACAAACAAACUGAGAGAUCAAGACAGGAAGAGAGUGCCUGUCGACAAGCUUUUACGAGUUUGAAUUCAUAGUUUGAGUUUGUUUUUUCGUGAAUUUGAAUUAAUGAGCAUCUGGUCACAGCCACUUUAAACAGCCUGUUGAAAAUGCAGUCAGAAUGAUAAAACACAGUGCUCUGUGGGCGGUACACGCUUCCUCCUUCGUGGAAGGGGUCCCAGCCCCGGGGGUCUCAGCAGAGGGCUCCAGCCGGGUCAAACAGCUCCCGGGGCGGGGCUCUGCUGUGCCACACCAUUACGUAAAGCCGACCUUUGCGUCCUCCGAGCCCUUAGCGGUGUGUUUAUCUGACAGCUAGUGUCGCACCGUGUCCCUCGGAAGAGGAAAAGUCAGGAGAACUCGGCUAAUCCCAAACGUGUGCGUCCUGGCCGCAGAAAAUGUGAGGGAAAGCGCCGAAAGUAGAGCUUUGACCUGCCGAUGGGCCUCGCUGAUCUGGGAGCUCUGUGACCAUGAACUGGAAGAGAAACAGAGAGAGAGAGAGACAGCUCUUAGAAGCAGAAGCCGAGGGUAAUGAAAGACGAUUUUGUUUAAUUUAUCAUACAAAAAAAGAAGUCGACCUUUUUCAUUUCUUCAAUAGCCCCUUCUCUAUGAGCUCUAGUUAAAACAUGCGGCUCCUUUGUGUCUUUGCCUUAAAUCCUUACAAUACGAUUUUCAAAAUACUUGAAAUGUAACAUUUUGAAGGACAUAUGUAUAAUAUUCCACCAAAGUAACAGUUGAGGUUCAGAAAAUGCAAGCAAUCAUGUCUUGUUUACACAACAUGACAAUCCUGACUUUUUUUUAAAAACUCCUGUUCCUUUGAGUGCAUCACACAGGGUUAUGAAUGUUAUCACUCUCUCAGUCUCUAAUGUCAUGCGGAAUCUGCUGGAACCUAAUGCCUUACUGCUUACGCCUUUCACAGGAAUAAGAUCAAGCCACUGUAUCUGACUGUAUCUGUUUACAGCAAUGUGCUGGAUGUGUAUAACAUCGCAAUAUUCCAAUAAAAUGAAUAUAUAUCCCCUUGA
This is a messenger RNA of Electrophorus electricus (electric eel), 8161 nucleotides long. The record is from RefSeq and is a predicted model, not a curated record. Lineage: Eukaryota; Metazoa; Chordata; Actinopteri; Gymnotiformes; Gymnotidae.